Messenger RNA from Cololabis saira (Pacific saury), 4889 nucleotides. Its product is annotated as protein kinase C epsilon type-like. Gene Ontology annotation, molecular function: diacylglycerol-dependent serine/threonine kinase activity; ATP binding. Lineage: Eukaryota; Metazoa; Chordata; Actinopteri; Beloniformes; Belonidae. The record is from RefSeq and is a predicted model, not a curated record. The transcript is spliced from 15 exons. Gene Ontology annotation, biological process: protein phosphorylation. The coding region runs from base 1025 to 3334 and encodes 769 amino acids.
UGGCAGUUGGCCUUUAUUGAGUGGAUGAAUGCUCAUAAUAUUUCUGCACCUGGACUUCCAGCAGAGGAGAGGGAGGACAUCUGGCUCUCCUCCACAUCCCCGCUGCCUUUUUCUGACUUUAUUUCUGCAGGCUGCGUGUGUGAAAAUGAAAAUUGCACAGAGCCUAGACGUGUGAUGGGGUUUAGCUGGAGCACUUGAAGUCCUCCCAGCCUGCUCUCUCUGGCGGGGCUGCGGCGCUCCCCCUCGUCUGUCAAAUCUGACGUGUUUUUCGCAUUUCCUGCACCAAGGAGACCUAGAGGGAUGUCCACGGGAAGUUAGGCUCAACAACAACAGCAGCAGCAGCGGCAGCAGCAGCGGAUGAGACCAGGCCCGGCGGCUGCUGGAGGCGCAUUAUUCCCGCAUCCAGCCUCCCCGCCCCUGCUGCGGCUGCAGCGGCUCCAGCGCCCCGCCGCGCCGUCAUCUCCGCGGAGCCGCCCGGAGCCUCCCGCCGCCCCGCCCCGAAGCUCCGCAGCACCGUGCACAUGGAGGUGCAAACCAUGACCCGGCGGCUCACAUCUGGGGCUCUGGCUGGGAGGUGUUUCUGCUGAAGACGCGUGUUUUUUGCUCCGCGGCGUCCCGAGGACGAUACCGGACCAGCGGUCGCUGCUCCGCCGCUCCCCGGCUGCAGCGCCGCCGCUCCCCGGCUGCGUCUCCGCCGCUCCCCGGCGCUCCUGCUCGGGGGUCCAGCUCUCUCCAUAAUAUCAAGGAUUUACUGUCAGGACUCCACAUAUGUGACUGGCUCCUCCACACUUGACUUGUUCCACCGGGACCAGCAGACCUGUUGGUUUGAUUUUUUUAAAAUUUGAUUUAUUUUAUUUUUGCACAUGUAAAAAAAAAACAACACUUCAUGAGAAGUUUAAGAAAAAAAAAAACAACAAAACAACGAAUUUCAUCCUUUAAAACUUGCUAUCUUGAUUUACAUGUGCCAAAAAAGGAGUAGUCCUGUGUAAAGUUAUUUAGUCCUACUAUACCCCCAUCCCUGACCAUGGUGGUCUUCAACGGGCUGCUGCGGAUCCAGAUCCGGGAGGCGGUGAGCCUGCAGCCCACGGCCUGGUCCCUGCGCCACGCCGUGGGCCCCAAGGCCCCCGGCUGCCAGCUGGACCCCUACAUGGCCCUGAACGUGGACGACUCCCGCGUGGGCCAGACCUGCACCCGGACCAAGACCAACAGCCCUGCCUGGAACCACGAGUUCACCACGGAGGUGCGGGACGGCCGCAGCAUCGAGCUGUCCGUCUUCCACGACGCGCCCAUCGGGUACGACGACUUCGUGGCCAACUGCACCAUCCAGUUCGAGGACAUCCUGCACAGCGGCGGCCGGCGCUUCGAGGACUGGAUUGAUCUGGAGCCAGAGGGGAAAGUCUACGUGGUGAUCGACCUCUCGGGAUCCUCCAGUGAAGCAACGAUUUCCAGCGACAAUGAGGAGCGGGUGUUUCGCCAGCGAAUGCGCCCCCGGAAGCGGCAGGGCGCCGUCCGCCGGAGGGUCCACCAGGUCAACGGGCACAAGUUCAUGGCCACAUACCUGAGACAGCCCACCUACUGCUCCCACUGCAGGGACUUCAUCUGGGGCGUCCUAGGGAAGCAGGGCUACCAGUGCCAAGUGUGCACCUGCGUGGUCCACAAGCGCUGCCAUGAGCUCAUCAUCACCAAGUGUGCGGGGAUGAAGAAGGACGACACGGUGGUAGAGUCAGUGGGCUCUCAGAGGUUCAGCGUCAACGUCCCGCACAAGUUCAGCAUCCACAACUUCAAGGUCCUGACAUUCUGCGACCAUUGCGGGUCGUUGCUGUGGGGGCUGCUGCGCCAGGGCCUCCAGUGUAAAGUGUGUAAAGUCAACGUGCACCGGCGCUGCGAGAGCAACGUGGCCCCCAACUGUGGCGUGGACGCCAGGGGCAUCGCCAAAGUCCUCUCAGACCUGGGAGUCACGCCGGACAAGAUCUCCAACAGCGCCCACAGACGGAAAAAGCUCCCUCAGGCUCAGGACCCCCAGCAGCCGUCAGCAGAGACGCCUCAGCCCGAGGACGACCGCUCCAAGUCCGCCCCCACCUCCCCGUGUGACCAAGAUGUGAAGGAGCUGGAGAACCUCCGCAAAGCUCUGUCCCUGGACCACCGCGGAGACGAGCACAAGCCCAAGCCUCUGCCGUCCUCGCCCUCCGUCCCCGCGGUGUCCAGCAACUCCCCCGGGGGAGGAGACGGGAGGGGAGGAGGGGACGGAAACGGCCACGGAGUGGCGGGAAAGGAAGGCCAGGAGAACGGAGAUGUGAAAGGUCACAGCGCUCCGGAGGCCAAGAGGAUGAACCUGCACGACUUCGUCUUCAUCAAGGUUCUGGGGAAAGGCAGCUUUGGAAAGGUGAUGCUGGCGGAGCUGAGAGGCACGGACGAGGUCUACGCCGUCAAGGUGCUGAAGAAGGACGUGAUCCUGCAGGACGACGACGUGGACUGCACCCUGACGGAGAAGAGGAUCCUGGCCCUGGCCCGGAAACACCCGUACCUGACCCAGCUGUUCUGCUGCUUCCAGACCAAAGACCGGUUGUUCUUCGUGAUGGAGUACGUGAACGGCGGCGACCUGAUGUUCCAGAUUCAGCGGUCCAGGAAGUUCGACGAGGCCCGGUCUCGUUUCUACGCCGCCGAGGUCACGUCGGCCCUGAUGUUCCUGCACCGGCACGGCGUGGUUUAUAGAGACCUGAAGCUGGACAACAUCCUGCUGGACGCAGAGGGACAUUGCAAGCUGGCCGACUUCGGGAUGUGCAAGGAGGGAAUCCUGGACGGAGUCACCACCACCACCUUCUGCGGGACGCCGGAUUACAUCGCACCGGAGAUCCUGCAGGAGCUGGACUACGGCCCGUCGGUGGACUGGUGGGCGCUGGGCGUGCUGAUGUACGAGAUGAUGGCAGGACAGCCCCCGUUUGAAGCCGACAACGAGGACGACCUGUUUGAGUCCAUUCUCCACGACGACGUCCUCUACCCGGUGUGGCUCAGCAAGGAGGCCGUGUCCAUCCUGAGAGCGUUCAUGACGAAGAGUCCGGCCAAGCGUCUGGGCUGCGUGGCGGCUCAGGGUCUGGAGGAGGCCAUCAAAGUCCACUCCUUCUUCAGAGAGAUCGACUGGACGCUGCUGGAGCAGAAGAAGGUCAAGCCGCCGUUCAAACCUCGCAUCAAAACCAAAAGGGACGUGAACAACUUUGACCAGGAUUUCACCCGUGAAGAGCCGGUUCUGACGCCCGUGGAGGACAGCCUCAUCAAGCAGAUCAACCAGGAUGAGUUCAAAGGAUUCUCCUACUUUGGGGAUGAGACUGCAGCUUAGGCCCCGCCCACCACACCACACAACCCCUCCAAAACAAAAAAACCCCACAAUAUCUAAACGAACACAAGCCCCUCGACUGUCCUGCUUCCCGACUACUCCAGGAGUUAUACUAGCCCCCCUGCGUUUGUCCUGGACCCGUGUGCUGUUGCUUCAGCAGCAUGUCUGACUGCAGGUGGAGAACCAGGCAACGCUGUCAGCGUGUGUGUGUGUGUGUGUGUGUUAGUGUGUGUGUGUGUGUGUUAGUGUGUGUGUGUUAGUGUGUGUGAGGCGGAGAGAGAGCGCGCGUGCAUGUGCUGUUGCAGAGUCUCCCACAAUGUGCUGUAUCCUAUCCGUCUGUGCAUUUCAAGAAUGUCCUUUCUUCCUUAAACAUGUAUGUGAAUGGAAAAACUCAUGGAACCGAUGAUUGUAUGUAAAGAUAGGAAACAAAAAGUCUCGAAAAAGUACUUGAUUCACCAUGAAAAGAGAAGCCGGGAUGAGGCACCUUUUACUUUUCAGAAGAAGGAGGCUCCAUCGCUCCAUCAUUUAUCUCUCACCCUCUGAUUCCAGUUCUUCAUUUAAAGCCAAAUGGUACCGUUAGACCAAUAGUAGCUCUGCACUGGGAGCGUUCAGCUGUCCAGCGAGCCUUUCUCAAUCUGACGUGAUGCUCGAGGCUCGUUUGAUGAAGUGAAGCAACCGCCCGAGACCUGAGUUAUCAUCCAAGCCCUUUAAGAAGUCUGUUUAUUUUAGUUCAGGGGGUAAAUCUUGACAGGUGGCCUGUACCGCGGAGCAGGGCUCGCGUCUUGCCCGAGUGUAUCGCCAUGGCAACCUUUGCUUGAAGCCCAAACCGGUCUGGAUAAGGGAGGUCUGAGGGAUACACUACAACAGCUCCAGUUUCCCAGGUCUGCACAUGCCUGUUCACAGCAGGCGGUUUCAGAGGGCGGAGUCAGGUGUUCCAGAUGUUUGGCAGGGAAAUCAGUGUCACAACUUGACGCGUCCCUCUUCAGGGGAGCAACGCAGGCAGUGGUCUGAUGAUAAACACGAGGAUAUUGGAAUAGAUAGAUAAUUAUCCUCUAAUCUGAGUCUGUCAUGUCACAUUGAACCCACCCACUGAGAGACAUUUUCUUACACUUCAGCAGCCCCUAACUAAGAGUGCUUUCAGACCUGUGGCCCGUUUGUUUUGUUCCGAUUCAGGGGAUAAAUCGAUACAGUUGUUUCGUUUUUCAUUUCUGGCAUUUGUGUUCACAAGGCAACCGUCUGCAGCGGUUCAAAGCUGUUAACAAAUGCCAUGAGAACAAACUGUUCUCUCAUUGGUCAGAAAUUAACACGAAGGAGUUUCCUCUUCCGCACCCCGGGAAAAACAACAACUACACUGCAAAAACUCAAAAUCUUACCAGGAAUAUUUGUCAUAUUUCUAGUUAAAAUGUCUCAUUUUUAGUCAAAAAAUCUCAUUACACUUAAAACAAGAGUCAUUACCAGAAAAAUAACUUGUUAUUUGACAAUUUUCACCUGUGUCAAGUAAAUUUUCACUUGAAAUAAGUAGGAAAAUCUGCCAGUGGAACAAGAUUUAUCUUCUCAU